Molecule: messenger RNA, 4618 nt
Organism: Maniola jurtina (meadow brown)
Lineage: Eukaryota; Metazoa; Arthropoda; Insecta; Lepidoptera; Nymphalidae
Gene: Oseg4
Product: WD repeat-containing protein 35
Exons: 23
Coding region: 300-3422 (1040 amino acids)
Biological process (GO): non-motile cilium assembly; intraciliary retrograde transport; protein localization to cilium
Cellular component (GO): intraciliary transport particle A; non-motile cilium
Molecular function (GO): protein binding
Source: RefSeq, a predicted model, not a curated record
ACAAAAUGCAAAUGUUUGUAAAUACUGUGAGCAGAAAAAACAAGAAAAAUUAAAUAAAAACUUGCAGAUCAUUGCAAACCAAGUUUAAUAUAUUAUACUGUAAUUUUUAAGUUUAACAAAGUGUUCAUAAACGAUAAUAAUAUCCGAGUAUUAAACUGUAAACUUUUAAAUCCGGCACGUUUGAAUAUUUUAUUAUUAAAUUAUUAUCAUCGUCGUCUGUGUCUUUUUAAGUUAAUAAAUUAACUCGAAAACAUCUUUAAGUUCAUGUUUAGCAGUCCUAAUAGAAAUAUUACGCAAUCAUGUUUAUUUAUAUGAGUAAGAAGAUAGCUAUACCAAAACAAUCAAACGUAACAUGCUUGGCGUGGAAUCACUCUUCAGGUUAUAUCGCUGUAGGUGGAGAAGAUGGGAUGCUAAAAGUUUUGAAACUAGAGUCAGGUGGAAGUGGUAAUCUUUCAAUGAAUCUUAGUUUGGAAGGCCACACAGGGCAAGUUUGUGUGGCGAUAUGGAAUGAAGUUUUUCAAAAAUUAACUACCAGUGAUGAACAUGGAGUCAUUAUUGUUUGGAUGCUGUAUAAGGGUUCCUGGUACGAAGAGAUGAUAAACAACAGGAAUAAAUCAACAGUUACCAGUAUGGCAUGGGGAUCUGAUGGUCAAAAAAUUUGUAUAGCUUAUGAGGAUGGUGCGGUUAUAGUAGGCUCGGUGGAUGGCUCUCGCGUGUGGGGCAAAGAUAUCAAAGGUCCAGGGUUAAGAGCCGUUCAGUGGUCUCCAGACAACUCGCUACUACUAUUCGCCCUUUCUAAUGGAGAACUACAUCUAUAUGACGAUCAGGGAAAUUUCACGAUGCCAGUAGCUAGCAACGGAGUACCAGAAGCCAUGGAAGUUGUUUGCAUGGAUUGGUUUCCGGGUAGAGCACCCGCUAACCGGCCCGUUUUGGUCAUAUGUUACAAGAACGGACUCCUGCUCUUAAUGAAAACCUGUAUAGAAGAAGAGAGUGUAGUAGUGAACACAAAUAUGACGAUGGUGGACUGUCACUGGAACCACAACGGCUCGAUACUGGCAGCGGCGGGCCGCACGGAGGAGCAGGCCAAUGUGGUGCAGUUCUUCACUGGCUUUGGAGAGCACCUGCGUACGCUGCGCGUGCCGGGCGGGCGGCUGCGCGCGCUGUCGUGGGAGCAGCGCGCGCUGCGGCUGGCGGUGGCCGUGGACUCGUUUAUCUACUUCGCGAACGUGAAGCCCGACCACAAGUACGCCUUCUACGGCAACACGCUGGCUUUCGUCUCCAGCACCGACACUGUCACGUUUUGGGAUACAAUCACACACCAGUCAUGGAUAAACCACAUUCCUGAUGUCGUAGACAUGUGCGGCGUCGACGAAUAUUGUAUUAUUGCGACUAUGUCAACACUGAUUGUAUCAAACCAACAAGGAAUUCAAUGUGAUGCCAAACCGAUCACAAUAUCCGUGGCCUACGUAACUAUUAACAGUAAAGCUAUAGCAGUAGCAGCGUCUAAGGAAGUUUUUAUAAUUUGGAGAUUUUCCACGCCUUCUAGACAACGUGUUAUGGAGCAACAAUACUUUUCCGAUGGAACUCCGUUUACAUCGGGAGAAGGAGGAUUCCGUGACGACACGAUUUGCUGCAUCACUUGUUCCGAUAGUCACUUGUUAAUUGGUAGAGACUCCGGUACAAUACUGCUGUUUUCAUUGCUAAACUUCAAGAAAAUAACGUCUAUAAACAUGAACACAAGACCCUAUAAAAUGGGAAUCAAUUCGAACUCAAGCAAGUUUUUCGUGAUCGACCAAGGCGGGUCGCUGUAUAUCCUGGAGACCGAGAUGGCACACAACGUUAGCGUGGGACAGGCGCUGAGGAAAGAGGUGUGGGGCGCGCGCUGGGCUCGCGACAACGCCUCGCUGCUGGCGGCGGCGGAGAAGGCGCGCCUUUACGUGCUGCGCGAUGCAGAGCCGGAGGAGCCGCUGCCGCUGCAGGGCUACCUCUGCUGCUUCAAGGACCUGGAAAUCACGACGGCACUUCUAGACAGCAUAACGGACAAGUGUUCUCCGCAGCAUAUAGUACGAGUCGAAGUCAAGUCCCUAAGGGACACGCGACAACUCCUGGAAAAGGUUGGAUUGAAGGAAGCUGAGAGUUUCAUAAAAGAUAAUCCACACCCAAAAUUAUGGUUGUUAUUAGCGGAGGCUGCUUUGAAAAGUUUCGAGUCCCCAUCAGCCGUGGAGACGGCGGAGGCCGCGUUCGUGCGGCGCGGCGAUUACGCGGGCGUGCGCUUCGUGGCGCGCCUCAACGCGCUGCACUCCGAUAAGCUCAAAAAGGCAGAAGUGCUGGCUUACUUCAAGGACUUCGACGCGGCCGAGCAGAUAUAUCACAACGAGGACAGACGGGAUCUUGCGAUAGCCCUACGUAAGCGGCUGGGCCACUGGUUCCGAGUGGUGGAGCUGCUAAAGACGGCGGUGUCCACCACGGAGGCGCAGGUCAAACAGGCGUACAGCAAUAUAGGCGACUAUUACAUCGAUAGGCAGAAUUGGGCCGGCGCACUUGAGUACUACACUAUGUCGAAUAAUACAGACGGACUAAAAAAAUGCUACAUGGCUUUAGAAGACAACGAAUCACUAGCCAAGCUGAUCGCUGCACCAGCAAAACCUUCCAAGGAGCUGAUGGCAGCAAAACAAAUCUCUGAAGAGGGAACCGACAGUCUUCAAGCGCCCUCCAUUCAUGCGAUAACUCAAUUAAGAGAUAGCGGGCGGACGCUGCAAGCUGCGGCGAUGGCUUUUCAGUUGGCAAACUUGGAAGCAUCCAAAGCAUCCUCACCAUGGCGAAUUAAGAAACUGUACAUCCUUGCUGGGCACUUGUAUACUCAAAAUUCUACUGAGGGAACAUCGGGCAAGUCGGCGGCUCGCUGCUGGCGGCUGGCGCACGCCGCGCACUGGCUGUGCUGCGCGACGACCCGCGCGCGCGCGCCGCAAGCCCGCGCCGACGCCGCGCUGCGCCUCGCCGCGCGCCUCGCCAGCGAACACGAGCACUUCCACCGAGCGCAGCACGUGCAGGUGUGGUGUACCGUCGCAGCUCUCUCCUUGCAAGGCAGAGCUUUCGAUCUCUGUUCAAAAGCGCUGAUUAAGUUAGAAGCUGUUGAUCCACAUACCUUCGAAAACAUUGCGAUUGAAAUCUUUACAAGAUGUAAAGUGAAAGAUGCUAAGGGAAACAAAAUCGAGUGCCCUCAAUGUCAAAUAAAAAUACCAGAUUGGGCGGCCGGGUGCGCGGGCUGCGGCGCGCAGUUCCCGGGCUGCAGCGUGUCGGGGCGGCCGCUGCCCGCGCCGCGCGACGCGUGGGUAUGCCGCAACUGCGACGCGCACGCGCAGCGCCACGAGCUGGUGCUGCGCCACUCGUGCCCCAUGUGCCACGCGCCGCUGGCGGCCUAGACCCCACACCACCAUGACCAACUCACGCCGGCUCACUACUGAGCACUGCUCUCCUCUCAGAAUGAGAAGGGUUUGGCCAUAGUCUACCACGCUGGCCAAAUGCGGAUUGGCAGCUUUCACACACGUUGAGAAGGUUUUGGAGAACUCUCUGGCAAGUAGGUUUCCUAACGAUGUUUUCCUUCACAAUUAAAACAACUGAUACUUAUUGCUUCAAAGUUCAAACGCACAUAACUUCGAAGUUAGAAGUGCGUGCCCGGAUCGAACCCCGGAUUCCCCGAAUAGGAGGGCGACGUUUUAACUACUAGGCAAUAAGACAAAGCGCUUUUGUUCCUCCUAAGGCUAGGCACGCACUGGUUGUUAAAUAGCCACCUCAAUUCUUCAUACGGCAACAUAUAUGAAUGUGCGCACAAACUUAAUGUUUUGUAUGAUAAAUCGAGGCGGCUAUUUGAUCAGCCGGAUAUUUACCGCUCGUGCGCGCCUAGCCUAAUCUGAUAUAGGUAAUAAUACUCGCAAAACAAAUAGUCCAACCUGAUCAUGAGACUGCACAUUACAAAACAGAUCUCAGACGGGCUUGUAUAAUCCUUAGUCUAUAUGACCUGCAUAAACCUGCAGGUCAUAUAGACUAAGGAUUAUGCAUAAUAUUGCUACUUCAGAUUGGAAUGCUAGUUUUACCAGCACUAUUUAUGAAACGGUAGGGUGCAGGAGGGUGACGUUUGAAGGGAAAAAUUCAUUAGACUAAGAAUGACCCCCGCUUUUACAAUGGUGAUGUAUAUUCUGCAUUGGACACGAAGAAGGACAUGAUUGUUUUAAUGAUAAUUAAUAAAACAAUUUUUUUUCUAAAUAAUUAUUUAUUUAAUUUAACAGAUUUUCUUUAACAAUGUUUUGGAAAUAAUCAUUAUCUGACUAGAUAAUUUUGUAUUAUUAGUAAUCAAUGAAAAUUGUUUUCUUUUUUACAAUUGGUUUGAACAGUAAUAGUGGCAAAUAAAGACAGAUGUUGAUAUUAUAAUACGUAACUAUGUAUUUGGUACAAUGCUGUUUUUGGACUAUGCAAUGUAAAAUAACUAUGUAUAUUAUUAAUAAAGAGAAUAAGUAUUGCAUUAUUUACAAAGGUUUUUCUGUAUACUCUGAGUCACAUACACAAAUAUAGAUUUUGUUAUUACUGUUAAGUUUAUCAAAAAUUUAUGGAACAUCUGUUU